Molecule: messenger RNA, 497 nt
Organism: Limulus polyphemus (Atlantic horseshoe crab)
Lineage: Eukaryota; Metazoa; Arthropoda; Merostomata; Xiphosura; Limulidae
Product: solute carrier organic anion transporter family member 4A1-like
Exons: 3
Biological process (GO): transmembrane transport; sodium-independent organic anion transport
Cellular component (GO): membrane
Molecular function (GO): protein binding
Source: RefSeq, a predicted model, not a curated record
GCUGGAAUUCUUGUCAUGGGAGUGGGAAUUUUCACUAGUGGAACAUUUAUGCGCAAGUUUAGGCCUAGUGCUCGCGCGGUGGCGUGCUGGAUUGCCUUAGCAACCCUUGCCUAUUCUGUUGGAAUGGUUCUUCUUAUGUUCAUAGGUUGUCCCCUUAACAUACAGAUCGAUAUGAACGAGACUGGAGACGUGCUGCCAUCUACCGUAUCGAAAUGUAACGAAACUUGUAACUGUCGUUUGGGUGUGUUUGCACCGGUUUGUGGUGGUGACGGAGUGACAUAUUUAUCCCCAUGCCAAGCUGGCUGCACUGGAGUGCCUACUGACUUUGGCGGGGAGUACGUGUACAGCGACUGUCAGUGUCUGGGGAAAAACAUGACUGCCACCAAUGGUUACUGUCCAUUACAGUGUGACAGACUUCUGUGGUAUACAAUCAUCUUCUCCCUUUUCAUUCUGAUCCACUCAACAUCUGAGGUUGGUUCCAUGUUGUUAACACUGAG